ACGUGACUGCCGCUAGCCCCAUCUUGAUUUCCCCUCCACACACAAAUUUUGGAGCAGGAGAAAAAUCCAGCCCCGAACUAACAAACAGGAAGGUAUCCCGCCAUCACGUCAAAAUGGCUACCACCCAGGCAGUUCAGGUGUUCGGCAAGAAGAAGAAUGCCACAGCCGUCGCGCGCUGUGUGCAGGGCAAGGGCCUGAUCAGGGUCAACGGCAAGCCGCUCAAGCUGUUUGCCCCCGAGAUUCUCCGGGCGAAGCUUUACGAGCCCGUCCUCAUCCUCGGCACGGACAAGUUCGCCGAGGUCGACAUCCGCGUCCGCGUUACCGGUGGUGGUCACACUUCGCAGGUCUAUGCGACGCGCCAGGCUAUUGCCAAGGCCAUUGUCGCCUACUACGCCAAGUACAUCGAUGAGCACUCCAAGAACCUCCUCAAGACCGCUCUUAUCCAGUUCGACCGCAACCUGCUAGUCGCCGACCCCCGGCGUUGCGAGCCCAAGAAGUUCGGUGGAAAGGGUGCCCGUGCGAGGUUCCAGAAGUCCUAUCGUUGAUCGGUUUUUUGGUCAUGUUGGGAAGCGGGGACUUGCGUGGACACGGACGGCGUUCGGCAUUGCAUUGAUCAGCUACGAGUCGAUAUUGGCCUCCGACGAUGGCCUGCUGAGGUGCACAUUCAUGGCGCCUCGGGAGAUAGGAAUAAGACUCGAGUCUAUCUGGCCCCCACACGAUACUCCUGGCGGGUUCAUACGUGGAUCAUGUGAAUCUGGGGAACGGGUGACUUUUCGGGGAAGGAUGGGAGUCGUGGAAGCAGUAGAGCAGCUCGAGUGACCGCCUGGUUUGCCCGUGCCGAGGCGGGAAUGCGAUCGGUGUUUCUCCAUCCCGGAUGUCCAGAACAGUGCAGACCCAGAAUCGAGAGUUAU
Chaetomium fimeti is the source of this 911-nucleotide messenger RNA. RefSeq names its product ribosomal protein S5 domain 2-type protein. Gene Ontology annotation, biological process: maturation of SSU-rRNA from tricistronic rRNA transcript (SSU-rRNA, 5.8S rRNA, LSU-rRNA); translation. The record is from RefSeq and is a predicted model, not a curated record. The transcript is spliced from 4 exons. NCBI's taxonomy places the organism in Eukaryota, Fungi, Ascomycota, Sordariomycetes, Sordariales, Chaetomiaceae. Gene Ontology annotation, cellular component: ribosome; cytosolic small ribosomal subunit. Bases 114 to 545 code for a protein of 143 amino acids. Gene Ontology annotation, molecular function: RNA binding; structural constituent of ribosome.